This is a messenger RNA of Mucor mucedo, 441 nucleotides long. RefSeq lists its product as uncharacterized. Lineage: Eukaryota; Fungi; Mucoromycota; Mucoromycetes; Mucorales; Mucoraceae. The transcript is spliced from 3 exons. The coding region runs from base 1 to 441 and encodes 146 amino acids. The record is from RefSeq and is a predicted model, not a curated record.
AUGCUGAAGGCUGAUAAAAAAAUUUGGUCUAUAUACUGCUACAUCUCGCGGGACUCUCGAAUUUUACCUGUAUACAUAGGCGGGUGUUUGGCUAGUAUGGUGUUAAUUGGGCCCGUUAAUAGAAAGUGCAAGAAGUAUUACGGAGCAACACCCCGCAACAUUAAGUGGUAUAAUUUUGGAGUUUUACCACCUGAGGUGGAAAUUUUACUACAAUUCCGCAACAUUAAGUGGUAUAAAAUGGACGUUUUUACCACCAAAUGUUGCGGGUUUUUACCACAUGUUGCGGGUUUUUACCACAUGUUGCGGGUUUUUACCACAUGUUGCGGGUUUUUACCACAUGUUGCGGGUUUUUACCACACAGUUUGCCACUGUGCGUUACAUGUUAAAGUAAAAGAUAGUUAUGCAGAACAUCCAAUUAUUCCUGGUAUAUUACAAAUUUGA